Molecule: messenger RNA, 791 nt
Organism: Hirundo rustica (Barn swallow)
Lineage: Eukaryota; Metazoa; Chordata; Aves; Passeriformes; Hirundinidae
Gene: TMEM14A
Product: transmembrane protein 14A
Exons: 5
Coding region: 68-373 (101 amino acids)
Biological process (GO): regulation of heme biosynthetic process
Cellular component (GO): mitochondrial membrane
Source: RefSeq, a predicted model, not a curated record
GGAGGCGGGGCCGGGGCCGGGGCCGGGGCAGGUCGGAGGGCGGCGCGGCGGGACGAGAGUUGGGACCAUGGCUGUUGACUGGAUUGGUUUUGCAUAUGCUUCAUUGCUGGUGGUUGGAGGUGUAGUAGCGUACACUCGUAAAGGCAGUAAAAUCUCUUUAGCUGCUGGACUCACCUUUGGCUCUGUGGCUGGUUAUGGAGCUUACUGUGUAACAUGUGAUCCAAGAAAUGUGAAGAUAUCAUUGUUUUCAUCUUUUCUUUUGACCAUUAUAAUGGGAAUGAGGUUCAAGAGGUCCAAGAAAUUAAUGCCAGCUGGACUAGUAGCAUGCCUGAGCCUUUUGAUGAUUUUGAGGCUUGUUUUUAUGCUGCUGUAGGAGAAUUUAGAACCAAAUAUGACUGCCAUGCCCACCAAACAGACAUGCUCUCCAUACUUGAAAGAUAAGUUUGAACACAAGUCUUAUACUGCAUUUACGUUUUCUGUAGAAGAUCUGUACCUGUUAUUUGAUUAUUGACAUGUGCUGAUACUUUGAAAGCUUUUUUUUAAAAACCUAAAGUAAGUGUUUUGUGGGUAUAUUUUGAUCUACUUUCAUUUAGGCAGUCUAUUAACUCAUGGGAUCUUCCUUUCUAAGUUUUAUCUCUUUUAGGGGUGCAGAGCGCCCCAGGAAACUGAAUUACUCUUGCACUGUAUCUCUGAAAGAAUAUCUAUAAAUACAUGUUUAUGCUAAAAAGGUAUCUUGUAUUGAAGUAUAAUUUUGUAAUUUCUGAGAUUAAAUAAUGAGCUCCAAAUCAAAA